UUCUAGCCUGGUGUGAAAGGCGGGAUCUCUCUGUUGCCUUUGCUAGAUUCCGAAUCUCUAUUGGCCAAAAGAAAGGUACGUCCAAUCUUUGUCAUCACUGAUUGGACAGAGGCACCGCCCAUCAUUUUAACACGUUUUUAAUCCGUUUUGUAAUCAAAGAGUUCGGUUGACGCGCGGGCCUCCGCUCCAGACUGCCAUCUUGUUUCAAGGGAGGGUUUUCGCUGUGUGUUUUUUUUAAAAAAACAAAAACAAGAGGAAAAAAAGUAUCUUUCGAAAAAUAAGAAAAAAACCGACAACCCGUGUCUCACGCUGUCCCACACCGUGCGGAGGCGCCGAGGGCUGGAUGUUUUCUAACGUUCAUGGCCUCGACUUCGGCAUCAGACAUGGCGUCGGAGGUGUCCGGGCUGAGUGCGGGUGGGGCCCCUGGUAACCCAGGCCUGGGCGGGGCUGCCGCGGGCACCAUGGUGCAGAGAGGGGCCACCAAGAGACGCGCUGUACCUGACUUCGAUGAGGACGACGACAGCGGCGGCGGCGGCGGCAAGCUCUUCAGGUGUGAUGAUGACCAGGGAGGCUCCAACGACAAGGAGCGCUUUGCCAGGUCAGACGAUGAGCAGAAUUGCGCUGAUAAGGAAAGGCUAGCAAGACCACUCACUGCCCUGUGCUGUGAGCGUGCUGUACCACUCACUGCCCUGUGCUGUGAGCGCGCUGUACUACUCACUGCCCUGUGCUGCGAGUGUGCUGUGCUGCUCACUGCUGCCCCCUCUCUGCCAGGCCGUGUCCUGGACCUGAAGACUGGCACAGUGAAGAAGGAGGGCCAGCAGUCCUCUGUCAGGAUGUGCAUGGGCUCCCGCCGGUCCUUCAUCUGCCGCAUGAGGUGUGGGAUGACCCCGGUGGAGCCCGUGUCCAUGAACAGGCUGAGCUACCUGCGGAGCCGCAACAGGAACGGCCUGGGCCCAGUGAAGGACGGGGAGCCCCAGUUCGUGGUCGUCCACUGCACAGGGUACAUCAAGUCCUGGCCCCCGGCAGGAGUCUCCCUGCCGGAGGAGGAGUCUGACAGCAGCCAGGGAAACCGAUUCUGUCUGGUGGCGAUCGGGAGGCUACAGGUGACCAGUUGCCCCAGCAACACCGACAUGAACAACAUCAGCAUCCCCAUCGAGUUCAUCUCACGACACAACACCCAGGGCAUCUUCACCUUCGUGGACCACCGCUGUGUGGGCACAGUGGGCUACCAGCCACAGGAGCUGCUGGGGAAGGAAAUUCUGGAGUUCGCCCACCCAGAGGACCAGGGGCUGCUGAGAGACAGCUUCCAGCAGGUCAUCAAGCUGAAAGGUCAGGUUCUAUCGGUGAUGUUCCGGUUCCGGUCCAAAUCUCGGGAGUGGGUCUGGAUGCGGACGAGCUCCUUCACUUUCCAGAACCCGUUCUCCGAGGAGAUCGAGUACAUCAUCUGCACCAACGCCAACGUCAAUAGGGCACCGAGCCAGGACUGCCCCUCCCUGCCCUCCCCGGGCAUCCCCGUGUCCCCCAUGCUGGGGCAGAACCCUCCUAACUGCCCCCACGACCUGAGUCCAGGGCAGGGCCCUCCAAGACAACUCCAGCAGCAGCAGCAGUCGGAGCUCGAGAUGGCGUCUGGGCGGGAGGGUCUGGGCUCAUACGAGGCUGGCGGGCAACACAGCAGCCUGCAGCUGCCUCUGGGCCAGGCUCCAGUAACAGCUGCAGGACCAGAACACAGCAAACCCCUGGACAAGACUGAGGGCCUGUACCCCCCUGAGAGAGACCCCCGAUACAGCGAGCUGUACACAGGUACACACGCUCUGUAGCCCCCUGACACUCCA
Molecule: messenger RNA, 1832 nt
Organism: Lepisosteus oculatus (spotted gar)
Lineage: Eukaryota; Metazoa; Chordata; Actinopteri; Semionotiformes; Lepisosteidae
Source: RefSeq, a predicted model, not a curated record